This is a messenger RNA of Magnolia sinica, 783 nucleotides long. RefSeq lists its product as uncharacterized. Gene Ontology annotation, cellular component: cytoplasm. Gene Ontology annotation, molecular function: glutamine synthetase activity. The coding region runs from base 1 to 783 and encodes 260 amino acids. The record is from RefSeq and is a predicted model, not a curated record. The transcript is spliced from 7 exons. Lineage: Eukaryota; Viridiplantae; Streptophyta; Magnoliopsida; Magnoliales; Magnoliaceae.
AUGGCUCCCGCCUGGGUUGCAGUAGCUGGUGAAUCUGUGGGAUUUGUUGGAGGUGUCGGCGCCGGCGCCGAUGUCGGUGCUUCAGGAGCUGGCAAAGCUACUGGCUCUUCUUCUUGGGUAGCCAUUGCUACGCGAGAUCAAGUAGUCAUAGCUGGAAUUGUGGCCUCCGGAGCACAUGAGAGGAUCGUCCACGGGUCCCUGUGCCCAAAAUUGGGCGCACGCUCAAAACAAAGCCGCGCCCAAAAGUCCCCCCAUUUCUCUCUCUCUCUGACUCCGUUCCCUAACCCCUUCUCUCAUCUUCCUCCCUCUCUCACUCCAUUCCCUAACCACAGGGAUGAUCCUGUUUGUGUUACUGCUCGAGGUGAUGGCGAUAUUCUUAUUACAGAUCUAUGGGUUGAAGAUAGUCUAGAUCUUCAAAGACUUGCAGAUGCUAGCCGUGGUGAUUGGAAUGGUGCUGGUGCUCACACAAAUGAUAGCACCAAGUCGAUGAGAGAUGAUGGAGGAAUUAAUGUGAUCAAGAAAGCCAUCGAGAAGCUGGGCCUGCAACACAAGGAACACAUUUCUGCAUAUGGAGAGGGCAAUGAAAGAAGAUUGACGGGUCAUCAUGAAACUGCAAAUAUCCUCACAUUUUCUUGGGUAAGGAAAAUAAGUGGGUUUAUUUAUUUAUUUAUUUUAUUUUUAACUUAUGUUGAUGGUCAAAUAUUGCAUACCAGACCUCAGUUAUUGCCUGUAUUUACGAACAUGGUAAAGAUAUUGGCUGGAGAGGCGUUUGGUUCAAAAUAA